Molecule: messenger RNA, 1890 nt
Organism: Schizophyllum commune H4-8
Lineage: Eukaryota; Fungi; Basidiomycota; Agaricomycetes; Agaricales; Schizophyllaceae
Exons: 3
Coding region: 1-1737 (578 amino acids)
Source: RefSeq, a predicted model, not a curated record
AUGUCGGGCUUCUUUCUGCAGAACGACUCGGAGCCGGACUUCAACGAGGACGGCUCGCCAGUCACGGUCUUCGUCGACGACGUCGACAUCGGCAAGGGCGAAGUCUACCUCGCCCCGAGACUUUCCCCAUCUUCCAUCAUGGCCCGCUCGGUCAUCUUCCAUAACCAUCGACUCCUCGAACUCAUCGACGAGAAGGGCUUGAGCCCUGCCUGCGAGAUCCUGAUGCUCCGCCUGCAGCAGCUCACCGACCGCGCUAAGGCCCAUAUCCAACGCCAACUCACCUAUGCCUCCAACUGCAAGCUAUACCUGGACGCUUUGAACAGCGGCGACGCCGUCACUACCCAGGACAUCUUCAAUGGGCGCAUCCUGGACGAGCACACGAGCGCGAUGUGCGCGUGCUUCCUCACCAUGUCUGACCCUCACGCAUGGGGUGUCGAGAGCAUGGCCGACAUCAUGAAGCCCAUUGACUAUCGCAUCGUCUACCCCGAGGUCCCCGCCGCACCAACCACAGCCCCCACCGUCAUUGCGCCCGAUGCCACCGGUUCCGCCUCGUUAAGCUGCCCCACUUCGCGCGGCAGCAAGCGCUCCGCGUCCGGCAAGCCAUCCGCCGCCGCUCACUCUCACCGCAAGCGUUCUCACUUCGACUCCGUAUCCUAUGCCAUCGUCGAUGCCAGCUCCGCCCACCUUUCUACUGCCUACGCGACGUACUACGUCGAUCCGGACACCAAGCAUAAGAAGCGCGCUCGGUCCGACGCUGAAGAUGAGGGCCGCGCGCCCAAGCGCCAGCGCGAGCUCUCUGACGCGGCCCUGACACCUUCUCUCGACGACCUCUCCGACACCGACGCUGAUGGUGAGGAGGACGAUGAGUACUCGCUAGCGCUCACGCCCGAAGUCGUCCGCCCCAGCUCUACGCCUGAAGACGUUCGCUUCAUCCCCGCCUGUGACUCGACGACUCACGAGCCGCACCCUGUCGCCGGCUGCGGCCCACGCACUACGGGCAUCAAGACUCUUGCUUUCCCUAUGUCCUAUCACACCGCUUUGCCUCUGCAUCAGGCCGACGUAGACGAGCCCGUCCCUAACGAAGCCCCUGCCGCUGACGAGCCCGUCUCCGAUGACGAUUCCGGCUCUGUUUAUGAGCCCCCAUCUAGCUCGCCCGCACCCUUGCCGCGCCGCAAUGCGAGACGCUCGCGUCUUGCGAAGAAGCCCUACGACAGGCCUGCCACCACGAAAUCCCGCGCGUCCACUCAGAAGUCCAGGUCGAGAACCGCAACCUCUGCCUCUUCCACCUCUCGCGCAUCGUCGUCUCGCCCAUCCCGAGUCGUACCUAAGGACGCGGCAGCCAGCGUCAUCGGCACCAACGUCAAGAUACAUCCUGUCCUCCGCCGCAUCAUCACCCCGGUGGACGCCCCAGGCCACAUCAACCUCGGCUUCGACAACGCGGACCCGGAAUUGAAGGGCCACAUCGCGUGCAGCAUAUGCCCCGCAGUAAGGGAUAACUUGUGCAACCUCUCCCGCCACAUCGUCACGCACCUCAAGUGGGGCGCAGAGAAGAAGAACGGACCAUAUCAGUGCCUCACCUGCCGCCGGGAAGGCUACGCGAGGGAGGACGCGUUCGAGCGCCAUCUCAGGAAUCACCCAAAGCACAAGGGCUGGGAUGACACGGAAUGCUCAGAGUUAUGGAUAGACUACAACGGCGUCGAGAAGCACUUCCAGCUUGACGUUCCCGCCAACCACUAGACGCCCUCCGUCAACCUCCGUCCCCAUUUCAUUCGACUCACUUUCUAUUUCGCAACUAUACCCAAUAACUCCCCUCGAUAUCCCAUAUUGUCUGGCCGGCUCUUCUGACCUUCACUUAAACUUCAGUAGAUAGAUCUUUCGGUAGCAGUAGUC